Messenger RNA from Micromonas commoda, 4962 nucleotides. RefSeq lists its product as hypothetical. Gene Ontology annotation, molecular function: microtubule binding. The transcript has a single exon. The coding region runs from base 1 to 4962 and encodes 1653 amino acids. The record is from RefSeq and is a predicted model, not a curated record. NCBI's taxonomy places the organism in Eukaryota, Viridiplantae, Chlorophyta, Mamiellophyceae, Mamiellales, Mamiellaceae.
AUGGGCGCGGGCGCGUCGACCGGGCAGUUCAGCGCCGAGGGCAUCCUCUCCGAAUCCGAGAUCGACCCGAACGAACCGGUGGAGAACGAGGGGUACGACUCCGACCUCGCCGCCGACCACGAGCGGCUCAUCGCCACCAAGAAGACGCCGUCCGCCGGGAUCCCGACGCUGGACCCGCGAAAGGGCAGGCUCUCGCUGCAACCCUUCGGCGGCAAGUACAACAUCAUGCCGUGCGCGCAUAACCUCCACAAACCCGCGCAGUACCCCGACGAGUUCCCCGCGGACGCCCUGAAGCUCCCGGACGACACCCUGAAGCUCGAGUUUGUCCACGGAUACCGCGCGCACGACUGCAGGUCCAACCUCGGAUACUCCGACGACGGCAAGCUCUGCUACCACGCCGCGGGCGUCGGCUGCGCGAUGAACACGCAGACGCGCAAGCAGAACUUCUUCGAUUUGCACGACGACGACAUCACGUGCCUCGUCAUGCACCCCUCCAGGCGCUACGUCGCCACCGGACAGGUUGGCGCGUCCCCCGCCAUCCACGUGUGGCGAGCGUCGGAUGGCCAGAGGGUCGCGUCCAUUCGCGGCGCGCACAACGCGUCCGUGCUGCUCCUCGCCUUCUCCGCGGACGGGCGGUACCUCGCCAGCGUCGGCGCGGACCCGGAGCACACCGUGGCGGUGCACGAGUGGGAGGCGAACCCGUCGGAGGAGGACGGCGGCGCCUUUGGUGGGAAGCUCGUCUCGUGCGCGUUUUUCGACAUCUUCGGUCGGUCGACGCCGCUGUGCAUGAAGUGGAACCCCACGGACGGGCGCUUGGUCGUGGGCGGGACCAAGUCCCUGAAGUUCUUCGCCGUGGACGGCGAUCAGCUGCGGUGCACCCCGGCUGUGUACUCGCACGGCGCGCGAAAGGGGUACGCCGCGUGCUCGGUGCUCUCGCUGACGUUUCUUCCCGACGGGAGCACCUUUGGCGGAACCGUCAAGGGAGACGUGUACAAGUACGAGGAAGGGGGCGUGCGUGCGGUUCGCAAGUUCACCGGCGUGCACCACGGCCCGAUCCACGACAUGUGCUUCACCGGCAAGGCGCUGGUCACCGCGGGCAAGGAUGGCAAGAUCAAGCUGUGGAGCGUGUUCAUGCAACCGAUGUUCGAGCUCAACCUCGCCAAGACGAAGGAAACUAUGGUGGACGAGUACUACAGCACGUUGUCGUUCCAGAGCGGCAAGUCGCCCUCCAUUCGCGCCCUGGCCGCCACCGUGGACGGCCGGACCCUCGCCGUGGGCACGUCCUCCUCCGAGGUUUUCGAGAUUGACAUCUCGCAGACGCAAGCCGUGGCGGCUGCGUCCGCCAAGCUCGUCAUCCAGGGCCACGCCGCCGCGGUCGACCCGCGCACGGGCAAGGACAUCGGCGAGGUCUGGGGGCUGUGCAUGCACCCGAACAAGCCCAAGUUUGCCACCGUCGGCGAGGACCGCACCCUGCGCAUCUGGUCGCUGAAGGAGAAGCGGAUGAAAUCGCACAAGCGCCUCCCGGGCGCGGGGCGAUCCGUCGCGUGGCACCCCACCGCCGAGCACGUCGCGUGCGGCACCACGAACGGCAAGGUGACCGUCAUCGACCUCUCCAACAACUCCGUCGUCGCCUCCGUCAACGUCAACGUCAACGCGGAUGACGAGAGCGGAGCUCCCAUCACCAACUUGCGAUACUCCCCCGACGGUAAGUUCCUCGCCGUCGCGUGCCAGGACGGCCAGCUCCGCAUCCUCGACGUCUUCAACGGCACGGACGGCGGCUACAGACUCGUGGACCAGACGGAGCCCGUGACCAACCCCGACGCCGCGGCGCUGGGCAGCAAGUACAACCCGGAUGACGCUGGUAAGCUCGCGCUGACGCACCUGGACUGGUCCGAGGAUUCUCGAUUCGUUCAGGUGAACACCGCGCACGGCGACGUCAAGUUCUUCACCGCGCCGCAGUGCGACGAGGUGCCGGCGUCCGAUCCGAGCGUGGCGAACGCCGAGUGGGCCACCUGGUCCCUCCCCUGCGGCUGGCCCACGCAGGGCCUCUGGUCGCCGACGAUGAUGCCCGGCGACCUCAACGCCGUGGCGCGAUGCAACAAGGGCGACUGGGAGCAGGGCGAGCGCGUGAUCGCCUCCGCGGACGACUACGGCCGCGUGCGACUGUCCCGUUACCCGGCCAACGUCGGCGAGUCCGCGCACCGCGAGUACUGGGGCCACAGCGCGCACGUGACCAACUGCGAGUUUUCUAGCAACGACAAGUGGCUGGUCACGACGGGCGGCGGCGACCGAUGCGUCCUCGUCUGGAGGCACAAGGACCCCGACAACGAGGGCCCCGACUACCAACCCGGGUCCGACUCGAGGCCCGCCACGGCCGCCACGCAGAGGAGCCACAUGUCCGGCUCGCAGUUUGGCGUCCAGACGUUACCCCCCGGCGCGACGGCGACGACAAAGACGCUCGCCGCCGCGUUGGCUGUCACCACGUCGCCCAAGCUCGCCGUCAAGGAGACGCCCUCGAAGGACCCGCUCGGGGACAAGGCGGCCGCGGACAAGGCGGCCGCCGCGUACAAGGCGCAGGAGGAGGCGAGGCUCAAGUCCUUAUCCCCCACCACGCCGGUGGUUCCCGAUUGGGUCGACUCGGACACGGAUUCGGACGACGACGACGCGUGCACGUACGACAACGCGGUUUCGUCCAAGGCUAUCCUCAUGGUCAACUCCGGCAUGGAGAACGGCCAGAGCGUGUACACCCCCGUCAACGCGCACAACGGACACCCAAACCCGUACAAGAACCACUCCCUGGCGGAGCUCGGGUGCCGCCGGGGGUAUCGUUCGCCGAUGACUGGCAAGCCGUGCCUGUCGCAGACGGAGGUUCCGUCCUGGUGGCAGAAGGAGUCCACCACGUACGACCCGCCGGACGCCACCUUAUUUCUCAGGUGGGUGUACGGCUUUCGCGGGUACGACACCAGGCAGAACGCCUACUACAACGACAAGGGUGAGAUUUGCUACCACUCCGCCGCGGUUGGCGUCGUGUACAAUCCCGUGUACGAGACCCAGAAGCACGUCACCGAUAACCCCGAGUCGGACGACGUCGCCGAGGGUAACAGCGACGACAUCCUGUGCAUGGCCAGGCAUCCCGACAAGGUCAUCUUCGCCACCGGCGAGAUUGGCAAGAACCCCAAGGUUGUCGUGUGGGACAGCGCCAACAUGAAGGCUCUUGCCGUGUUGGAGGGUUUCCACAAGAAGGCUGUCACCGCGCUGUGCUUCUCGCCGUGCGGCGACUUCGUGGCGUGCGUGGGCCAGGACGACGAGCACAAGGUUGCCAUCUACGAGUGGCGCACAGAGACUUUGCUCGCUUGGUACAAGGCUGACCGCGAGAAGAUCCUCGGGAUCAACUGGUCGCCCUUCUCCGGCGACCUCGUCACCACCGGCGUGAAGCACAUCAAGGUAGUCAAGGGGUGCUGGAGCAAGGAGGAAAAGAUCGUCAAGGGUCAGGUGUUCAAGCCGGUCAAGGCGAAGUUUGGCGACCUCGGCAAGUGGCAGAACUUCUACACGUCCUGCUUCACGCCGGAAGGGGCGUGCGUCGUGGGUUCGCAGAAGGGAAAGCUCUACGUCUUUGACCCGGAUAUGAAGCUCGUGAAGGUUGUCCCCGGCCACGGCGGCAAAGUCAACGCGGUUUUCUGCCUGCACGACUCCAACGUCCUCUUCUCCGGCGGCGACGACGGCGUCGUGGCGUUCUGGAAGGCUUCCGACGUCACGCCGUUGCACCGCAUCCAGCUCACGUCCGCGGAGUCCGGUGCGCCCGCCGCGGUUAGCUCCAUCACCACCGACGUCAAGUCCAAGGUGCUCUGCGGCACCAAGUGCGGCGAGAUUUGGGAGAUCUCCGACGAGGCUCGACUCGUCGUCGAGGCGCACGGCAAGGGCGAGGUUUGGGGCCUCGCCGUCCACCCGACGUUACCCAAGAUCCUCACCGGAUCCGACGACGGCACGCUUCGCAUCUGGGACGUGGAGCCCGAGAAGCCCAGGAAGGUUGUCGCGCGCGCGAGAAUGAUUGAGGACCCGGCGCAGGUGCGGCGCAUCCCCAACUCGAGCUUCAACACGGACGCCGUUCGCUCGGUGGCGUUCCACCCCAACGGCGAGACGUGCGCGGCGGGUACCAUGGGCGGCGUGGUGCAGAUCUUCUCGCACAGCAUCCAGGGCGGCAAGCACGACUCUUUGGUCCGCGUCGCCGAGUUGAAGAGACCGAAGGGCCGCGACGAGUGGAUCUCCGACCUCAAGUUUUCGCCCGCGCAUCCGGACGACCCCGUCGGCGGUCGCUACCUCGCCGUCGGUUCGCACGAUAACUACGUCGACGUGUACGACUGCAGGAACAGGUACGAGCUCGUCGGCGUGUGCAAGGGCCACUCGUCCUUCAUCACGCACAUGGGCUGGUCCAAGGAUGGCUCGACGCUGUUCACAAACUCUGGCGACUACGAGAUCCUGUACUGGCACAUGCCCAAGGGUGUGCAGAUCGUCCGCUCCUCCGAGUGCAAGGACGUCGCCUGGGACGGAUGGACCGGCGUCCUCGGGUUCCAGGCCACCGGCGUGUGGUACAAGGGCAGCGACGGCACCGACGUCAACUCGUGCGAAGUUUCCGUCGUUCGAGGCGACGCCGGCCGAGAGGAACGCGUCAUCGCCACCGGCGACGACCGCGGCGUCGUCUCCCUCUUCAAGGCUCCCGCGCUCGGCGGCCGCGCGCUCACGUACGGCGGCCACAGCUCGCACGUGACGAACGUGAGGUUCAAGAAGGACGGGACACAGCUGUUCAGCGCGGGCGGCGGCGACGCCAGCAUAUUGCAGUGGGAGGUUGUGCCCGGCGGCAGGAGCGCGGCGCCCGCGGGGGGCGUGACUGAGUCCCUCGCCGGGGCGUACCCGCGUCAGACGUUCGAGCACAGCGACGAAUCCGUGGACGCCAUCCAACCUUGA